Klebsormidium nitens is the source of this 1709-nucleotide messenger RNA. Lineage: Eukaryota; Viridiplantae; Streptophyta; Klebsormidiophyceae; Klebsormidiales; Klebsormidiaceae. The record is from the annotation of a GenBank genome assembly.
AUGACGUCCCCCCGGUCGGUCACCGUAAAAGAAGGCGACAACUUGUGGCGCAUCGCCGAGGACCUCGGCGUCAGCUGGGACGCACUGCGGAAGGCCAACGCUGACGUCACUCAUGACGUCAUCCAGCCUGGCACCGUCCUCCGAAUCCCCCAGCCUCCGCCCCUGGACCCCCCUGAAGCCGUCGAGGUCGGGGAGGGGGAUAGCUUAUGGACGAUCGGGCAGCGGUGGGGGGUGGACUGGCAGCAGCUGAAGCGGGCGAACGAGCUCGAGGAUGACGUCAUCAUGCCGGGCGAGGUGCUGCGGAUACCGAGGGGGGAGGGGGGCGUGCGCGGGUGGGUCCAGCGGGCGGUGAAGCGGAUAGCGGGCCAGCGGACCAAGCCGGUGACGGUGCGGGAGGGGGACACCGCGUGGGACAUCGCGGCGCGCUUCGGGAUCACCGUCACAAAGCUGCAGGCCCUGAACCACGGGCUGUCGCUGGACGCCAUCUUCCCGGGAGACGUGGUCCUGGUGCCUCACUCCGCGCUCGAUCGCGCCCAAUGUUUCCUGGGGCUCGCCCCGCGCCUCGGGCCACUUCAGCGCGCCGAUCCAGACAACCCGGCGUCACCCUUCGUCUUGGCAGGCCCCCUUCACAGCAGCGAAGAAGCCAUCGCUCGGAUGCGGCAGCGGCACCGCAAGUUGCUCAACGGCAUCCGGCACGUCGAGAGCAGCUUCCUCAUGCCGGCGCCCGUUGGUGACGACGGCUUUAGCAUCGGACCGCUGCAAAUAAGCAAGGAGUACCACAUGGACGCGUGGUGGCUGGAGCAACUAGACGCGGCGCACUAUGCGCGCGUGGACGAGGUGGAGCACGCGGAGGCGACGGCCAUCCAGUACUGGCUGCGCUACUGCCCGUGGGCGCUCGACUUCGGGGACUACCAGACGCUCGCGCGCAUCCACAAUGGGGGGCCCGCCUUCUACGAGAACCUCAAGACCACCAACUACUGGCGGCGGGUGCAGAGCGGGCUUAGAAAGUACGGCUAUCGGGAGCGGCCCAAGUUCUACGACUUUCUGCACGAGCCGGCGUCGCCCGACCGCAGAGCGAAGCAGCUGCGCCUCGAGGCGCCUCUUCUGGGGCUUGUCCUCUCGCCCCUCCUGCGGCGGCCCAAGAAGACGGACGAGCAACAAGGCCCACAGGGGGGAUCUUGAGUUGCAAGAGCCUGGGUGUUUUGAAAUGUUUUGAAAGUGGACGACUCUGGCGGUAAAAGUCAAAAGAAAAGUUUGAGUGCGUCGUGUGUAGCUUUUCUGGGUGAUUCUUAUCUUAUCUUAUCUGGAUGUAAGGAUGGUGGUCAAGACAGGGUCGCAAAGAUCCGGGAUCACGUCUGACAUUUUGCAAUCCGGUGUCCAUGAAGCGACUUGAGGCAGUAGUGGGGCGUUACUUGCCCUUUAGUGGAGGUCGGCCAAAAGAGUCCAUUUCCGACUUCAUCGCUGAGGAAUGUUGUCUUAAAAGGUUUGGAGCUGUAAACUCUAUGUAACGGCAUCAUUUCUGCACAAGCAAUACGCAAAUGGAUACCGCUCAUAUGUGACCGGUGUCUAGCAGGGUCGCCGGAGGGAAAGCCUAUUUGAUGACUACCUAGCACCACGUGGCGGACACGGUUAACCAUUGUAAUAUGCAGCAUUUGUGAUUCUGCGUAUGUGAUCGAGCCAAAUUACUUAAAAAAACGCCACUCCUGGCC